This is a messenger RNA of Choloepus didactylus (southern two-toed sloth), 2025 nucleotides long. RefSeq names its product mucin-5AC-like. Bases 75 to 1901 code for a protein of 608 amino acids. The transcript has a single exon. NCBI's taxonomy places the organism in Eukaryota, Metazoa, Chordata, Mammalia, Pilosa, Megalonychidae. The record is from RefSeq and is a predicted model, not a curated record.
CAACAGGCACAACUGCUGCAAACCCAGCUGAGUCCACAACUACUACAUCUACCACUACUGCAACAGAACCCACAAUGACAACUGCAGAUACCACUUCACCUGAACCUUCUACCACAACAACUGCCAGAACCACAACUGAGUCUACAUCCUCAGCAGUCACCAAUACUGCCACAGAACCCAUCACCACAACCACCAACACCCCAACUGAGUCUACAGCUACAGCAGUGACCACUGCUGCCACCACCUCAGAAGAGUCUACAAGCACAACCAGCACAACUUCCACAACCUCUGCUUAUUCUACAACAAUAGCCACCACUAAUGCAACAGAACCCACAACCACAUCUGCAGCUACCACUUCACCUGAACUGACUACUGCAACAACUGCCAGCACUUCAACUGGGUCUGUGACCACAACAGCCACCACUCCUGCAAUAGAACCCACAACCACAUCUGCAGAUAGCACCUCACCUGAAACAACUACCACAACAACUACCAGCACCUCAUCUGAGUCAACAACCACAACAGCCACGAUUACUGCAACAGAACCCACAACUGCAACUGCAACUACCACUUUACCUGAGACAACUAUCACAAAUACUGCCAGCACCUCAGCUGAGUCUACAAGAGCAGCCACCACAACUGCCACCAUUACAGCUACCACUACUGCAACAGAAUCCACAACUGCAAUUGCAGCUACCAUUUCACCUGAACCAACUGCUACAACUGCUGGCACCUCAUCUGAGUUUACAACCACAACAGCUACCACUACUGCAACAAAACCCACAACAACAACUGGAGCUACCACUACACCUGAAUCAACUACCACAACUGUCACCAACUCAACUGAAUCUUUAAGCACAAAUGUAGCCACCACUUCACCUGAACCAGCUACCACAAUUGCCAGCACCCCAAUUGCCACUGUUGCCACCAUGUCAGCUGAAUCUAUAAGCACAACAGCCACAACAACUGCCACAACUGCUGCUGUGUAUAUAACCACUACAGUCAUGACUACUGCAACAGAAACCACAACUGCAGCUACAGCUUCACUUGAACCAAAUACCACAACAACUGCCAGCACCACUGCUGAGUCUGCAACCACAAUAGGCACCACUAUUGCAACAAAACCUACAACUGCAACUGAAGCUACCACUUCACCUGAGUUAACUACUACAGCUAGCAGCAUUUCCACAGCAUCUACAACCACAGUAGCAGCCACCACCCUACCUGAACUGAGUACCACAACUAUCAGCACCUCAGCUGGGUCUAGAACCACAACAGCCACCACUACUGCAACAGAACCCACAACCAUAUCUGCAGAUACCACCUCACUUGAAACAUAUACCACAACUGUCAGCACCUCAGCUUACUCCUCAACCACAACAGCCACCAGUAUUGCAACAGAACCCACAAUGACAACUCCAGAUCCCACUUCACCUGAACCUUCUACCACAACUGCCAGCACCACAGCUGAGUCUACAUCCUCAGCAGUCACCAGUAUUGCAACAGAACCCAUCACCACAAGCACCAACACCCCAACUGAGUCUACAACUAUAGCAGUGACCACUGCUGCCACCACCUCAGAUGAGUCUACAAGCACAACAGCCUCCACUACUGCAACAGAACUCACAACAACUAGCAACACCCCAGCUGAGUCUACAACCAUAGCAGUGACCACUGCUGCCACCACCUCAGAUGAGUCUACAGGACAACCAGCACAACUGCCACAACCUCUGAUGAAUCUACAACCACAACAGCCACCACUAUCGCAACAGAAUCCACAACCACUAGCACCUCUGCUGAGUCUGCAACCACCACAGCCACCACUACUGCAACAGAACCCACAACCACAACUGCAGCUACCACUUCACCUGAGCCUUCUACCACAACAACUGCCAGCAUGACAGCUGAGUCUACAACUACAACAGACACUACUACUGCCAACACCUCAGCUGACUCUACAACCACAACAGACACUACUACUGCAACAGAACCCACCACUACAACUACCAACAUUCCAACUGAGUC